Molecule: messenger RNA, 756 nt
Organism: Osmerus eperlanus (European smelt)
Lineage: Eukaryota; Metazoa; Chordata; Actinopteri; Osmeriformes; Osmeridae
Gene: ptrhd1
Product: peptidyl-tRNA hydrolase domain containing 1
Exons: 2
Coding region: 38-418 (126 amino acids)
Molecular function (GO): peptidyl-tRNA hydrolase activity
Source: RefSeq, a predicted model, not a curated record
UUUUUUAGUUCCGUAUCCAGAAUACACUCAUCUGAGAAUGGCGACGCCGGGGUCCGCAGCUCCCAGGCGGCUUGUCCAGUACGUCGUAGUACGGUCUGACCUGGUCCACACGCUGGCCUGGCCUUUAGGAGCGGUUAUAACGCAAGCCUGCCAUGCUGCCACCGCCGCAAUACACCUCAACUACAACGACGCCGACACGCAAGAAUACUUGGCAGAACUAGACACCAUGCACAAAGUAGUGCUUCAGGCUCCAGACCAGGCCUCUCUCUCCAGCCUCGCGGAGACCCUGACGGAAAAGGGCGUGGCUCACAAGUUGUGGAUCGAGCAGCCGGAGAACGUGCCGACCUGCCUGGCUCUGAAGCCGUACCCUAAAGACACCGUGCAUCCUCUCCUGCGCAAGUUCAAACUGUUCAAAUGACCCCGGGAACGGUACUGGGGGACCUGUGCCUGAGCCUUGAAGGAGCUGGAGGGGUCGAGGAGAGAGGACAAAGCCCUCAGACAGACAAGUGAAAAACUGAUCUAUUUAAGAUGGCUGGUAUCCCCAGAGAUCACAUCAACAUAGAUCCUUAAUCUGCCUCUGCAAUGGGUCCACUGGACAUGUAAAUAAGAAUAAUUUACAUGUAAAUAAGUAUCAUGUACAUGUAAAUACAUUGAAGUAUGAAUUAACAUGACAAAUAUGACCCAUGAGAUUCAUCACUUGUGGAGUCCUUGAGACAGUGGGGUAAUAAAAACGUGACAUUUAGUUUGUGAUCUUCA